AUGGAUGAAGUUAGGGCUACCUCUGCUUGGGUCGCUAGCCGCUCCUCCCAUGUCACCGUCGACUCUUCAGGAAUUGAGAAAGUAGUGAGCACGAUUGAGUCUAUUCCCAAAGUUGAAUGGGAUUUUGAAGGGAUUCAUUAUUUUGAUAAUGGACCUCUCACUGUUCAGUACUUGUUUGUCUUGGAUGCUUUGAAUUUUUGCUUCUGGCCUGAUAAGGAUUUGAAUUAUGAUGAUUUGGCAUCUGGGCUAAAAGCAGCUCUUCAAAAUGAUAAGUCUGCAUUUGAUGCUGAUCGCCUGCAAAAGUAUACUGGUCCACAACUACAGAAACUUCUGAAUUGGCCUAGACCUCUUCCUUUGGAAGAUGAACGUGUUAGAUUACUUCACGAGGUUGGGAUUGAGCUGGAAAGAAAUUUUGACGGAAAAGCUUCUAAUCUUGUUGAGCAGUGUGGAAAAUCAGCUGUGAAUCUUGUUGCCCUUGUUGCACGUCAUUUUCCUGGCUUUAGAGACCACUCAGUAUACAAAGGUCGUCAAGUAUUUUUAUAUAAAAGAGCUCAGAUAUUUGUAGCAGAUUUAUGGGGUGCAUUUAGUGGCCAAGGAUAUGGUGAGUUUAAAGACAUCAGCUCUCUGACUAUAAUGGCGGACUAUAUUGUCCCAGCCGUGCUUCAGCAGCUUGGCAUUUUAAAAUUCAGUCCAAAACUUGCCAGUACUAUUGAAGCCAGUGGUGAAAUAUGUCCGGGGACUGAGGAGGAAGUUGAACUACGAGCCUGCUCUAUACAUGCUGUGGAGAAAAUGAGGGAGCUGAUAAGUGUAAAAUCAGGAAAACAGGUGCUCAGUGUAGAGCUGGAUCUUUGGCUCUGGGCUUCUGGAGUUCAGAGUGAAUCUCUGAAGCACCACAGAACACUUUCAAUAUAUUAUUGA
Messenger RNA from Lathyrus sativus (Indian pea), 918 nucleotides. Lineage: Eukaryota; Viridiplantae; Streptophyta; Magnoliopsida; Fabales; Fabaceae. The record is from the annotation of a GenBank genome assembly.